AUGGCCAAACUGCACACAUUCCUCUACAGCACUGGCUCAAACCUCAAAUCCUUCUCUCUCUUCUCCAAACUGCCGCCGAACCUCCAAACUAAGAUCUUCACCCUCGCCGCUCCGCCCCCACGAACCCACUUCCUAGAAAUCUACAACUACCAAAAACUCUCCCACAAAAGCCAGAACGUCCGAAUCCGAUAUAUUCCGCCCCUCCCCGCGCUUUUCCACACAACCCACGUCUCCCGAGUGGCAAUUAUGGCUUUCCACGGCGGCGAAAUAAUCUCGCUCCAUACACCCCCUCUCAACAAAACUUUCUUCUACUUUAACUUUGCCUACGAUAUCGUCUUCUUAUCCUCACGAUUCCUCGGCCCAGAACCUACUAGUAGUUUCGAGAAAUCCAUAGCCCCGAGCACGGAUUUCACCGAAACUUUCCGGCUGCGUGCGAUGGAGGGAUUGAUGCCUUUCCAGCACCUCAAGCGUUUGCGGCGGGUUGUGCUAACAUAUUCGGGUCACGAUGAAUAUAAGAUGUUCACGUAUCAUCUCCGGUGGUUUAAGAACCUCGAGGUGUUGUAUAUCGCGAUGGUGGACUGGUGGAGUGAGCGACAGGUAAAACGGGCGGUAAGGAAGGGCAAGAUUAAGGUGGGUGCUAUUAGAGAGGCAAUCCAGGGGAGGUUGGAGAAAUAUAAGGGGGAGGAGACGGAUGAUGACGAGGACGAGGAUCAUAGCGAGGAAGGGGUUGAGGAGAAGAAGGAGAUUAGAGUUGUGGAGGUAGAACUUAGGUUAGACGAGUAG
Molecule: messenger RNA, 783 nt
Organism: Lindgomyces ingoldianus
Lineage: Eukaryota; Fungi; Ascomycota; Dothideomycetes; Pleosporales; Lindgomycetaceae
Exons: 1
Coding region: 1-783 (260 amino acids)
Source: RefSeq, a predicted model, not a curated record